Molecule: messenger RNA, 1212 nt
Organism: Aspergillus calidoustus
Lineage: Eukaryota; Fungi; Ascomycota; Eurotiomycetes; Eurotiales; Aspergillaceae
Source: the annotation of a GenBank genome assembly
AUGACCGACAGCUGGCAGCCAGCAGCCGUCUACGCGGGCUCGCAAUGGGUUCAAGAUGGUCAACCAUACGCACCUCCUUCAACCUUCUCUGACUUCAUCUAUGCUUUCCCAAAACCAAGGCUCAGCGGCCGUGUCAUCAAACCUCGUAGUGCUGGGAAUAGCCCUUCCUCUGCUGGCAGACGGAGAACAAGCACGAUGCCAUAUAGCUCGCCCAUGCACCGCCAGCCUUCGAAACAGGAUUACCAGGCUUCUCUGAAUGCCGCACUCUUAGCAUCAGCAAUUCAAUCUGGAAGACGAUCUCGACCUAUCAGCUGGCAUCCAGCAUCAAGACAGCUAGACUACACACAACUCUAUGCAGCAAGCACGACAGUCGAUUCCUACAACAUGCCGGUCACACAAGCCUGCCCUCACCCACAGCAAAUGAUGGCUGGUGUUUAUGACGAUGAGAGCAUGCUGAACUCUUAUGCCCCAUCAGAGGUGUCAAUGCCCCAACAGAACUUGGAUUUCUCAACAGCCGACAUGAGCUUUCCGAUUCAGGAACCAGCUUACCUCCAAGCCAGCAAUCCUCACCUUGAUGCUAUCUCCUGGGACGGGACUUCACCAGCAAUUCCGUCUUACCUCCAACCAACUCCAACUGAGUGGCCGUUUGACAUGGUAUCAAUGAACCAGAGCAUUCCCUCCGUCGGGGCCCCUGCCUCUAUAUACGGAAGUGUAUCAUCACCCGGCCGCUUGACCGAGCCAGCCACCCCCGACUUUCUUCCGAUUCAACAAUUUGGUGAUGAGGCAGAUUCGCAGGCAGUGCCCGCGCUAGGGAAGCCAGAUGCCGACGACGAACUUGUCGGCAUGGGUCUGUACAACAAUCCUGAAUCAUCCGCCGAAGAGUCACUCUAUGGACUGAAUGGCAAGGGGUUGAAAUUGGAAGAAACAUUCACACCAUCAUCAGACAAUGAGGUGGAUGACAACGAUGCGGAAGAAGACGAGCAACAAGAGCCAGAGGCUCAAAGCCGUACCGACAUCAAAAGCCAGCCUCAGCAACAGCCAAACCAGCAUAUCGAAACAAGCAAACAAAUUAGACCGGCUGAGAACAUGAUGCAGAAAUCAUUCUUUUUCGAAGACGACGUUGAUUAUCAACCGCGUGUUAGCACUGAGCCCCGAUCCUCCUUUAACUUUGGAGGCACGUCUUGCAUGAAUUACGGAUACGGAUGGAUUUGA